Molecule: messenger RNA, 1148 nt
Organism: Sclerotinia trifoliorum
Lineage: Eukaryota; Fungi; Ascomycota; Leotiomycetes; Helotiales; Sclerotiniaceae
Source: the annotation of a GenBank genome assembly
CCAUUUACUUUGCAUUCAUUCACUCAAAGUAAUCCAUAUACGACAACUUUCAAGAAGCAAUCACUGGAAGUUCUUCUGUCUCUAAUAUAGGAUCUCGAGUUAGAAACUUGCAACUUUCCUUUUAUUAUCACUUACAUCCAUCAACUUUCAACCCUCCAACUCUACUACUUCAACCAUGUCGUCAUCUAUUACGAUUCCGACUAGCAGAAAUUCUAAUAAGGCUACUACCACGGCGAGCCCAAGCAGCUCAUCUUCAUAUUCAAGCUCUCCCACAAAAUCGCAAAGAUCACCGUCGUCAAGCACUUCCUCCCCAAGUACUCGAUACGGACAUGAUCGGAGAAGGAGUCUUUUAAGUAAGUGCUUAUCUUUGUUGUUGCUUACAAACUCGUUUUGAGAAGAUAGGAGUAAUGGCCAGAUGGGCUGUUACUGAAGCUUGACGGGAUUAUUACUCUCAUCUCAAAAGGCAGAGGAUUUAACUAAAAUAUCUACAUCAGGUACGGCACUUGCAAAGGAAGAACAUACUACGAUUAACAUUGGGGAUCCUGACGGUACUCCAAGACUUGUGCGUCAUCCUACCAGCUGGAAAUCCUACAAUAACUUCUAUGUACUAACAAAUACUGUUUUACAGAUCACCUGUGUUCGUUCUUCACAAGGGUUUGAUUGGAAUCCUGGUAAGAACGCCAUAUGUUUUUCCUUUUCAAUUUGCUAAUAAUUCGUUGUAGAAAUCUUCCUCCCUUCCUAUAUGGAAUCUGACUUCGAAUCACUCGAACGAAAGCGCGACCCUGUCCAUGAGAUUCGAUUGAGUGACGAGGAAGUCAAACAAAUGUUUCCCCAAUAGAAUGUGUAGAUGUCAUCAAGUUUGUGGACGUUGAUAUAAAUUGAUGGGUACUGGUUUACACAUUCUGGCGCAGCGGAUUUGAACAUAAUAAUGCAAUUUUACGGAUAAAGGGGGUACGUUUAUUAUAGGUAGCCUGGUCAGCGACUGCGAUGAAAUAUAUGUUUUGGCAACUGGUGGUAUUAGUUUUGUUGGGAAAUAUCAGGAGUUUGGAUUACAAUCAUUGGGAUGUGGCUAUUUGGUCUACUGAACUAGGCGUCUCUCUUUUUACAACAGAUUCCCCUGUCAAUUCAAGUUUUUCUCUUUGCUUCAA